UGUUGGUGUUUCACACACACGCUACAGCGACGCUGUUUCUGCUCCUCUGGACUGAACAUGUUCAUCAGCCUCUGGACCGUCACAAACACUCACACACACGCUCGCACACACAUACGCACACACGCUUGCACACACACACUCGCACGCACACGCACACACACUCGCACACACACACUCGCACGCACACACUCACUCGCUCCACACGCUCUCACACACGCUCUCACACACACUCGCGCUCCUUCCCCCCUUCCCUGAGGAACAUUUUGGGUUUUUGCUUCAAAUGUCUUUGCUUUAAUGGGAAUAAAACACAUUUACAUUGUGAGCAAUACUGCAAGUUUACAACUCUGGGAGAAAUCUACAGAACCCACAGAACCCACAGAACCUACAGAACCUACAGAACCCACAGAACCUCGUUUACAUGAGGGAAAAGAAAAGCUUUUUGCAGGAUAUUCGGAGACUCACUGUUAACUGUAACAGAAGAGCUGCCGCGUGACGCCACACGUCCGUUUUAAUCGUCACAAACCUCGAGGAUUUAAAACAAAAAUUGUUAAAGGAAAACUAAAAAGUGUGCGAAGCUGCUGUCUACGUGGACCGGUGCUGAAGUCUCGCGCCUCGUGGCCAAGAGGAGCUUGAGCUCAGCCAAAUCCAGAGAAAUGGCGACAAACGGCGCUAAAAACGCCACGGCAGACGGACAGGUGGCGAUGGAGCUGAACGAGGUCACGACCCACGACAGAUCCAAACUGGAGGAGGUACAGGAAGAACAGAAUGAUGACAAGAAGAAGAAGAAGAAAGAAAUUCCUGACAGGGAAACAUGGGCGGGGAAGUUCGACUUCCUGCUGUCUUGCGUAGGAUACGCCAUCGGGCUCGGAAACGUGUGGAGAUUCCCGUACCUGUGCGGGAAAAAUGGCGGAGGAGCUUUCUUGAUUCCUUACUUUCUGACCCUCAUAUUUGCUGGAAUGCCUUUGUUUCUCCUCGAGUGUGCACUCGGUCAGUACACGUCCAUCGGCGGACUCGGAGUGUGGAAGCUGGCGCCGAUGUUCAAAGGAGUUGGCCUCGCUGCAGCCGUGCUCUCCUUCUGGCUCAACAUUUACUACAUCGUGAUCAUAGCUUGGGCUUUGUAUUACCUGUACAACUCCUUCACUACGGAUCUUCCAUGGAAAUCCUGUAACAAUCCCUGGAACACAGAGAAAUGUUUCACAAACUACAGCAUUGCAGACACCACCAACCUGACCAGCGCCGUCAUGGAGUUUUGGGAACGCAAUGUACAUAACAUGACUGACGGUUUGGAAAAACCGGGGCAGAUCCGCGUCCCGCUAGCUAUAACUCUGGCCAUCGCGUGGGUCCUCGUGUACUUCUGUAUCUGGAAAGGCGUUCGUUGGACUGGAAAGGUUGUGUAUUUCUCAGCCACCUAUCCCUACUUCAUGUUAUUUAUUCUGUUCAUCCGCGGAGUCACGCUUCCAGGCGCGAAAGAAGGAAUUCUGUUCUACAUCACACCUGAUUUUGAGAAGCUUAAAGAGUCGGAGGUCUGGCUGGAUGCUGCGACUCAGAUCUUCUUCUCCUACGGUUUGGGGCUCGGCUCUCUGAUCGCGCUCGGCAGCUACAACCCUUUCAACAACAAUGUUUACAGAGACUCGGUCAUCGUGUGCCUUAUAAACUCAUCCACCAGUAUGUUUGCCGGAUUUGUCAUUUUCUCCAUCGUGGGUUUCAUGGCUCACGUGACGAAGAGACCGAUAGCUGACGUAGCUGCUUCAGGUCCAGGCUUGGCGUUUUUAGCGUAUCCUGAAGCCGUGACGCAGUUACCCAUCUCUCCGCUGUGGGCCAUCCUCUUCUUCUCCAUGCUGCUCAUGCUGGGAAUCGACAGCCAGUUCUGUACGGUGGAAGGCUUCAUCACCGCUCUGGUGGACGAGUUCCCGGCGCGCCUGAGGAAAAGACGAGAGAUUUUCAUCGCGUGUGUGUGCGUCGUGUCGUAUAUAAUCGGCCUCUCCAAUAUCACGCAGGGCGGCCUUUACGUCUUCAAACUCUUCGAUUAUUACUCUGCCAGUGGCAUGUCUCUCCUGUUCCUGGUUUUCUUCGAGUGUAUCUCCAUCUCCUGGUGUUACGGUGUGAAUAAAUUCUACAGUAACAUCGAGGAGAUGAUCGGAUAUAAACCCUGCAUAUGGUGGAAACUCUGCUGGGUGUUUUUCACUCCUCUGGUUGUUGCAGGAGUGUUUCUGUUCAGCGCCGUCCAAAUGGUUCCUCUCAAAAUGAAUAACUACGUGUUCCCGGCGUGGGGUCAGGGGGUCGGCUGGUUCAUGGCGCUCUCCUCCAUGGUCCUCAUCCCAGGAUACAUGGCCUACAUGUUCCUCACCACCAGAGCGAAAUCUAAAGAGGAUGUGAAGUCGGUGCGAUCUCAGGAGAACAGACCUGAACAGCAGCAGCAGGGUGAAAACGCCAUCGCCGUGUACUCCACCAACGCACACGGCCCGACCCGAGAGCAAUCGCCGAGCGCGUAAACGCCCCGACCCGAGAGCAAUCGCCGAGCAACAGCACAGAGGACUUCCAUCUUUCUACAGUAAUAGAGUCAUCUACCUCCAGGGGCCACUCACCAUCCACUUCAAUCUAAUAAUAAUAAUAAUAAUAAUAAUAAUAAUAAUAAUAAUAUAUAAAUGUGGAACAGUUUGUCUUUGCCUUUUGCAGGUGUCGGUGUAGGGGUUAAAAACGCAAAUGCAAAGUGUGUUAGUGUUAAAAAAAAAAAAAAAAAAAAAGGAAUUGUAUUUUAAAAGUGUUCUGUAAACGAGUGAAUCUGUUCAUCGUGUUGAAACUGUGAGUCCGAUCAGAGCACCGAGCUUCGUGUAGCGACGUGCCGAUAUCUCCGUUUUCAACAUGCACAAUAUAGCGAUCAUGGAGAAGGUCAAAUUGUGUUGCAUUUCAGGACUUUCAGCAUGUUUCAGCACGUUCUGGUAUUUUACAGCAUUUUCAACCCUUUUCCUGCGUUUUUCUGUAUUAAGUAUUUUUAUCAUAUUUUGGCAUUUUUAUGCAUUUUUGUAUUUUUUUGGAAUUUGCAGCAUUUUUCAGUAUUUUACUGCAAUCAUUUUGCUUUUUUUUUUUUUUUUUCAGUAUUUUCUGGCACUUUUUUUGGCAUUCUUCAGGAUUUUCAACAAUUUUUUGCAAUUUUAAUUUUCUUUAUGUUUGCAUCAUUUUUUGUAUUAUUCUGCAUUUUUGACAUUUCGACAAUUUUCCACAUUUUUUAAGCAUUGCUCCCGUUUUGAAGAUCCCGUUAUCAUAAGAACUAAUUUAAGAUUAGUAAUAAUAUUUAUUAAUGAUAUUUAUCGCGUAUACGUCUUUCUUAACGAAGGCAAUUACAACGUCCCAGAGUUUAAAAUGCACAUAAACAAUUUAAAGUGUAUAAUUUUGAGUAAUACGAUAUUCUGUCAACAUUUGGAAAGUUUGAUCAGUUAUUGUGAUGUGAAAACUGAAUGUCGGCACAGAGCGACUGAGACAGGAUAAAAAACUCCAAAACACACAGAAAGAAAAAGAUCUUAACGAAGAAAUAAAUGAUAACAUUAGCAGUCAAUGUUAAUCGAUGUUAAGUGCAGAAAUGAGAAGGUGAGGAGGUGAGACGUGAGAAGGUGAGAGCCGAGCUGUACUGUAACGACGAGCGUUAUUCUCUAAUAUAAAGCACAAACACAAAGCCCUUGGACUCAUUUAUUUGUCAUCUGAUAUUUUUGUUAGAGAGACUGUUACUAUUUUAUUUUUCUGGAAAAUAGAAGAAAAAAAACUGCUAGAAAAUCUACUUGUAUGUGAUCAAAAUUGUUUUUAGAGACUUUUUAGGAUGUUUUGUACUUUAAUGUUGUGAUCGAGGACCAAAAUCAAAAAGCAAAAACAUAUCUAUGCCAUUCAGUGUGUAGAUCAUAAAGGACAGGGUAAAAAAAAAAAGUAUUAAAUAUACAAAAAAAUAAAGAAAAAACAGGGUUUUUAGCGUCAGCGUCCGUCUGUUGAUCAGUUGCUGUCACCUCAGUCCUGUUUACGCUCACAUGCUUCUGAGACGAAGAGAAAAUCUCCGAAUUGAACUGAUUUAUUGAGUUUAAUAUCAGAUUCAAGAGAAACUAAACUGAAUUCAAGAUGAAAUUAAUUUGGCAUUGAAAAAAAAAAUCAUAACAAAUUUAUAAAAUGAUCAGUAGAAAAUUCAGCGCUUUAUAUUCAUGUCAGUGUGAACAGUCUGAGUAAAAAUGUAGGAAAUUCAUCUAAAAAAAAAAAAAUCUGGAUUUAAUCAACAAUCAAAUCUGGCCAAUCAGAACACAUCUCUGACAUUUAAAUGAAAAAAUCCAGGUAUUGGUCUCAGCCAAUCAUAUGCUAUUUCUGUACACUGGAUAAUUAUUCAUUCUCAAUAUUCAUCAUCUUGCUCUGGCUUGUUGUAAGAUUUAUAUUUCACUCGCUGCAUGCACAAAGCACAUUUUAAUACCAUUCUAAAUAAAAUUUAAAAAAAAAGACAAACAGCUGAAUAAAAAUCAUCCAAAAUUAUCUGGAAUCAAAUUUCAGUGCACCUUUAUAAUCACUUUUUGUUUAUACAUAAAUAUAUAAAAGGAUUUUUUUUUCCAUUUUCUGAAUUUUAACUCAUUUACUAAAAUAUUUAAAUAGAUUUUUUUUAAUGAUGUCAUCAUAGGUGCACAUUGUUGAUAGUUUUUGUUAGCUAGUUAGGAUUUUGUAGCUAAUUUUGUCCUUAGGAAUAUAUUUUUACUACCUAGUUUUUCAGGUUAAUUUUUAUUUACAGUAAUAAUAACACUAUAAUCCUUUUUUCUCCCUUUUUAAGGUUUUCUUAGAUGGGAAUAUUUAAGCUUUUGACCUGAGAUGUGUUCUGAUUCGCUAGGAUUAAAUCUGGAUUUUUACACACCUGAAUUUCUAAUUAAUUUAAAAAAAAAAAGUUUUUACAACCACCUGAAAGAAAAGCUGCCAAAUUUAUUUCCUACUCCAUGUAUUUCAACAAUAAAUAAAUAAAUUCAAGUGUCAAUUUCCUGCUACUUGUUUAAAAACAUUUAAUUAAUUAAUUGCAAAUUCUCACGAAAUGUCUCAAUAUCUCAAUAAAAAAGAAUUUAAGCAUCAUAGAUGGAGUUGAAUCUGACAGAAUGACGUGAAGAUGUAGUUCAUUUAUGUGCCAAACUGUUAGACCAUAUCUGUGAAACAAACAAACAAACAAAAAAGUAUUAGCACCUCUGUUUAAGUUUACAUGAGAAACGUGGGUGAAAUUUUCUGGAAAAGCACAAAUGAUCUAUAAUUCUAGAUUUCCGAGUUUUAGGUUGAGAAAAAAUGUAUUUUGCUGAAGUUCGUUUGUUUGUGGAGAAAGCGUGAAGGUUUUAUUUCCCUGUGCAGAGAGACGGGGUUUAUUAUAAUUAGAUAUGUUCUGUUCCCUGUCUGUGGGCGGAGUUAGGCAGAAUUGGGCGGGGUUAUAUGGAGCUGGGUAGAAUUGGGCGGAGUUAGGCAUAAUUGGGAAGAGUUAGGCAGAGUUAGGGAGAAUUGGGUGGAAUUAGGUGAAGGUGGGCAGAAUUGGGCGAAGUUAGAUGGAAUUGGGUAGAACUAGGUGGAGUUAGGUGAAAAUGGGUGGAGAUGGCCAGAAUUGGGCGGAGUUAGGGAGCGUUAGGCAGAAUUGGGCGGAGUUAGGGAGCGUUAGGCAGAAUUGGGCGGAGUUAGAUGGAGCUGGGUAGAAUUGGGUGGAGUUAGGCAUAAUUGGGAAGAGUUAGACAGAGUUAGGGAGAAUUGGGUGGAGCUAGGUGGAACUGGGCAAAGUUGGGCAGAAUUGGGCGGAGUUGGGCGGAGUUGGGCAGAAUUGGGCGGAGUUGGGCAGAAUUGGGUGGAGUUGGGCAGAAUUGGGUGGAGCUAGGUGGAAUUGGGCAAAGUUGGGCAGAAUUGGGCGGAGUUAGGCAGAGCUAGGCAGAAUUGGGCGGAGUUAGAUGGAGCUGGGUAGAAUUGGGUGGAGUUAGGCAUAGUUGGGAAGAGUUAGACAGAAUUAGGGAGAAUUGGGUGGAGUUGGGAAGAAUUGGGUGGAGUUGGGCAGAAUUGGGCGGAGUUGGGCGGAGUUAGGAUGAUGCAGAGUUGGGCGGAGUUAGGAUGAUGCAGAGUUGGGCGGAGUUAGGAUGAUGAUGAUGAUGACGAGUUAGUUUGCGUUUUACGGCAGCUACGUGUGAAAGACGAGAGUUUCAAUCAGAAGCUGUUCACUCCUCGGACAGAAGCACCUGCGACAUGUGACACAGCUGCGUCCUGCGAUUUGUAUAAACCUUCCUGUUCUCUCUCUCUGGAGCUUUAUUGUAAAACGGUGUCGUGUUAAACAUGUACCUGUGAGCGUCUGUACUUCUCUGGAAGUUUCUGUCUAAAUGUUGCAGCAUUCAAAAGAUAAAAUUACUGUUUUUUUCUGCAAUAAUAUUUUGAUCUUUGAAACUGAAGCACAUAUGAGAAGUGACAAUGAUUAUAAAAAAUAUUAUUUAAAAAUUAUUCUGACAGAUAGAAUUUAUGUCUAGUAAUAAAAUCAUAUUGUUUUGUAUAUUUUUAACUGUUACACUGCCUACAACGUGUCACACACACGAUAUGUAUUUAAAUGUGUCAUAUGAUAAAGCACGAUUGUCAUGUUAUAAA
This is a messenger RNA of Pangasianodon hypophthalmus (striped catfish), 6603 nucleotides long. It is a transcript of the gene slc6a1a, whose product is annotated as solute carrier family 6 member 1a. The coding region runs from base 654 to 2492 and encodes 612 amino acids. The transcript has 15 exons. Gene Ontology annotation, molecular function: gamma-aminobutyric acid:sodium:chloride symporter activity. The record is from RefSeq and is a predicted model, not a curated record. NCBI's taxonomy places the organism in Eukaryota, Metazoa, Chordata, Actinopteri, Siluriformes, Pangasiidae. Gene Ontology annotation, biological process: sodium ion transmembrane transport; neurotransmitter transport. Gene Ontology annotation, cellular component: axon; plasma membrane; cell surface.